Colletotrichum destructivum is the source of this 979-nucleotide messenger RNA. RefSeq lists its product as uncharacterized. The record is from RefSeq and is a predicted model, not a curated record. NCBI's taxonomy places the organism in Eukaryota, Fungi, Ascomycota, Sordariomycetes, Glomerellales, Glomerellaceae. The transcript has a single exon. Bases 29 to 979 code for a protein of 316 amino acids.
UAUAUCUGUUUCGUCAACAUCAAACUUAAUGCUGCCAUUUGUCUUCUUCCCCAGCAUGCAAGUAGACGAGAUUCAAGACCCAUUCUCUUGGGACUUCCAACUCGACACGACAGACGCAGGUCGCAACUUCCACCGCAGGAACGACGGCCACGAGAUCCAGCGCCCAGAUGUUGUCGAUGAUUGCUGCCUAGGCCUGCUGCUUCAGGCGCGGAUAGAUCGCAUCAUUCAUGGGUACAUAAAAAGCGGCACUGGUCCAGCAACGCUGAUCAUCUUCGGAUUCCGCUUUCACGGCAUUGAUGAGGAUCGGCGUUUCAAGAAGGCAGAGAUAACCAUUACAUUCCAAGACGAAGGAAAGCAGCCGAGAAACGACCCUGAAGUUGUGGCUCUGUGGCCUAAUGGUAGCUUCACACUUGGAGAGCCGUUAGAGGUCGAAGUCGAGGAGAGCAGCGGCGGCGAGGCUGGACUUAGUGUGACAGGAGGUGUUGGCGUUCAAGGGGGUGGUCAGGCACUGCGAAGAUGGGGGCGAAAGAUCGGCUACAAGAGGCCCGUCAAUAACGCGAGCUUGACCGGGUCCAUCAUCCUCGACACUAACAUCCGCGAAUAUGGGCGAAACAACGCCAUACACCUUACCCUCAACGAAAGCAAAAUGACUUCGUCUGGUAUCGUGACCGACUUUCGAGCAGCCGUACUACUGAGGCGUCAGUCUCCAGAAGAUACUUUCACGGGCACCGUCAUAAUGAAGGCUGACGCACAUUUUGCGUACAAUGCAGUAAAGGGAGCCCGUGAAGUUUUCGGCGGAUCCCCUGUCAAUGACCCGAUCAUUUUCAGUCCCGGAAUCCAAUACCUACGGCCGAAGACGCUUUUGGGCGCAUUGGAAACACAAUUGGAGGAGGAAAUUGAUGAUUGCAACCUGGGGGGUGUCUCGAUCGAGAGCCUGGCGGUUAUGCAGGGAAUAACGGUUCUCGCAAACCCUGUGUAA